Polistes dominula (European paper wasp) is the source of this 3456-nucleotide messenger RNA. RefSeq lists its product as uncharacterized. The record is from RefSeq and is a predicted model, not a curated record. Lineage: Eukaryota; Metazoa; Arthropoda; Insecta; Hymenoptera; Vespidae.
UCACUCUUGGUCCAGAUACACGAAAAUCAAUAAUACCGGCUUUGUUAUCAUCGGUGAAUGGCUCUCUUGGAAACUCAACUUUUCCACUCGUCGAAUCAAGAUCUUCUACUAUAAAAGAAAAGAAAACAACGAAGGAUACUCUUCACGAUUCCACCUCGAAAUUACUCUCUUCGAUAAAGGCGAAUUCUACAGGACCGUUUUAUCAAACUUCCCUUAACUCGAAUAUGAAGGAACAACAACAUCGGAACUGCGACGAAUCAUCGAAAAGUUCUGUUAAACGAUCACUUUUAAAAGAUCGCAAGAAUAAUGACAAAUCUUUUCUAUUUUAUUCUCGUCAGAAACAGUCUCGACAUUUUCCUCAAUUGCUAUUGAAAACUCGUGUAUCCAAUGAUAUCAAUUCUAAACUUUUAUCAAAGAAGAAAGAACUUUUUUUGGAAAGAGACAAAAGGAAUAAGAGAAAGGCCAAUACUAAAAAUUCGAACGAUUCGAGGUCUUCUAGAGAAGUAAUAAAACCAAAAACAUUGAUAGGACGUCUAUCAAAUGUGAAAAGAGAAAUAAAAGAGAAAAAUAGUCAUGUCAAGUCCACCGAUAAAGCUAACUUUGAAAUGUUGUUGAAAACUCAUGAACCUAAAGAUACUAAAUGCGUAUCAAAGAAGAAAAGGCUUGACGUUAGAAAUUCGAAAGAUUCGAGAUUUCCAGGAAAAGUAAUAGAACGAGAGUUAUCGAUAGGAGGAGAUUUGUCAAAUGUGAAAAGAGAAAUAGAAAUAGGAAAGAGCCAUGUCAAGUCUACUGACAAAGCUCGUUUUCCAGAUCUCCAUAAACGAAAGAUAGAGAAACGUAAGAAGAAGAUGGAUGUUGAAGAAGAGAUAAAGAAACUUACCGAUAUACGAAGAAAGAAAAAAAAAAAGAAGAAGAAGAAAGAGAAAACUAAGAGUCCAGAGAAUACGUUGGACAUACCUGAGGCCAAAAGUAAAUGGAAAUUGACUAAAAGGAAUUUGUUGAGUAUUCAAGAUAAUAAGGAAAUGGGCGAAUCAAAGGUGUCGAAAAUGAGAAGGGAAGAAAUGAAGAAGGAAUCGGAAUCGACUUUGAUAGGAACAGAUGCUAAACAAGUCCGUGGUGGACAGGAUUGUUCGAAUCGCGAUCAAUCCUUGGACGUUGACGAAUCGAAAUACUCUGCAUCUGCCCACUGCCUUCGCUUCAGUGAUUUGUGGUAUUCUGUUUAUCGCUUGGAAGAACCGAUACUAAACCAUGCAGUGUCUCUUCAAUUAUAUGAAAGACGAAGCUUACCUGAUGGUACUACUCGUUGGGAAGAUCUAACUCCUUCGAUGAUUAGAUUGGAUACCUUUUCAAGACAUUACAUAAGCAACGACGAUACCCUAGCUUUUACUUAUCGUGCUAAAAGAGAAGUAUCAAAAGAAUUCCCUGUUACUUUGGAUAUUAAAAAGGAUCGAUUGCUAAUACCGUCUUCUAUUUCUACGAUAAAAGAUUUCAAAAUCAAUCAAUCUAAAGAUGUAUUUGAAGAAUAUUUGAUUGUCAGAGCUAGCGAAAUCAGCAAAGAUGGAAACGAAUGCGACAAAAUAGGCGUGGGAUUUAAAGCGUUUGUUGAGCAACCGAAUCGUUGCAAACGUUUAAAAGGAACCUGUUUGAAAAAUCAACCUUUAUCCUAUUGGAAACAUGACAGGGAAGCACGGGAAGCUGGGCGAGCUGGUUGCUACUUCUUGAGCAAUUUCGCGUCUGUGCCGAGCGAGGCCAUCAAGUACAACGUGAGCGGAAGCGGAAGUGGCGAGUUUCUUGCUUUGGAGUACCAUUCCCCGCACGUGUCUGCGAUCGACAUUGAAGUCAGAAACGACUACAAUAGCGUCCCCAGUGCAGGACCAUUUGGACGUAUAACUCAAAUAUACGUGGACAGUAUAUCUUUAAUACAUACAAUCGUAAUGAUAGUGAUACGUAACGUAGGAUCAACACCGUCAGUUUAUCGCACCAGAAUUGUUAACUGUCCACAAGGACUUCCGGUUUCUUGGUCGAACGUAAAAAGCCUCGUACAGAUUAUUUUACCACGACAAAAUAGAAGAGUAGUCUUUGAUCUUUACGGCAAACUUCCUUUCAAUGAAUUCCAAUGUACCGUGGAGCUGUUAAACCGUGUUGGAAAAACGGUGGCUAGGAGAAGAAUGAAAGUACGAAAAAUGGAUCGUUGCCUCUGUGUUUGGCACUGUCUUUGCGCUUGCGUUACUAUAGCCGAUGGCUGUCGGCCGAUGUCAACGACGCAUUAUCGCGCAGCAGGAUUUCAACCUCCUGUACCUAAUGCCCCAAUGAGAUCUUCCUUUGAUGGAAGUUUCUUCGAUGUUAUACUUUUGCUUCUCUCAAUAGUGACACUGUUAAUUUUCAUGGGUAUAUCAAAAUGGAUCAUAGGAAUCUAUAUGCCUGAGGUUAGUCGUUGGGGAUUGGAUACUUUAAUUGAAACUACUAAAAUGAACGAGUAUUUUGAAGAGGAAUUAAAAUGCAGAUGUAUCGUCUUCGAUGAAUCUGGUUUUCCAAUUCAUCCAGAUUCAGGCAGUAGAUCGAUUAGGAUUUGUAGCAGGAAAACAGAAUUCUUACUAAAUGCUAUAUUCUUUUUAAUUUAUCCAAUCGCAGUUUGUUGGUAUCAAUCAAAAAAAAUACUUAAGAAAAGACUACGAAGAUAUUCCUUGGAUGAGUCGAGAGCAUGCCUGUCAAGCGAUAAAGACGAGUACGAGAAUCUCGUUACCGUAAGCACGUAUGGGGACAGCAGGAAUUCUAAAAUGGAAGCAGACGAUACGAAUUAUGUCAUGAACGAGCUAAAGAAGUCUCAAGAAUCCUUGCAAGAAUAUAAUAGAUAUAAAAGAUAUCGUUGCUACAUGGAAGGAAAGGAUAGAAAUAGAAAUGAUUGAAAUCCAGUGAUCUAACAAUGAAUCAUUAUCGUGAUCAGUAUAGUGAUUGUGAAUACAACUAAAAUAAAUUACUUUUAACGAUGAUUAAUAGACGAUAGAAGAAGAAAGAAUUUUUGAUCGAUGAAGAUCUCUUUUUUAUAUAUAUAACCCUUUCACUCCGUUUACUGCCCUAUCCUAUACUUGCUCACCUGGCGUUACAUCUCAUCUUGGAAGAUUUCAUCUUUAUUAAAGAAGUGUACACAGACUAUAGACAAGGCAUAAAACACUUACAAAGUUUAACAUCAAAACUUUGCUUCGAUACUCGUUAGAAAAAGUUGCAUACCUCUCUAAGGAAAGUAGCGUUUCCUUCUGAAUUUUCGAACCGAGCUCAGAGAACUGCAAAGUUUUCUGCCUCUCUUGAUAACGAACGAAGAAAAUGCACGACCAAAUAUUCUCGUAACUAGAGUUUAAACCGAAUUUUGCUUGUUCGGAUAGACGUUAAUACAUUCGCUAUUUACUUUCGGAUAAUAGUUACAUGCUUAACAAAUUUAUUUAUUGUUAUUGUCUAUGA